Molecule: messenger RNA, 1172 nt
Organism: Saccostrea cuccullata (small rock oyster)
Lineage: Eukaryota; Metazoa; Mollusca; Bivalvia; Ostreida; Ostreidae
Exons: 3
Coding region: 244-1038 (264 amino acids)
Source: RefSeq, a predicted model, not a curated record
AGUUUUCUAUUUUUGAUUUUGGAUUAUAAUUUCUGUUUCCUUGCAAGGUUCCGUUUAAUAUCCUUUUCAGAGGCCUGCGUGACUCAUUGGUAAAUAAAAUGAAUUACAUGGCUAACUUUUUAAACGACAAACGUACGGUUGUUUGCUGAAGUAACAAUGGAUAUUUUACCUAUAAAUUCUAUUGUGAUUUUAAUUCUCCAUUCAUUGUUCAGCCUUGCAUGUCAAAAGUAAGUAUUCAUACAGAUGUUCAGGUGUUCUGUAUUAAAAAAGACUAUCUUCAUUUUUGGACUUCUUUCGAAUAUAUCAAUUUAUUUAAAUAUUUAUCUUUAUUUUAAUAGUGGCAAUGAAAAAGGAAUUUGCCCAUGCUCCGGAUAUUUUUACGACAAGGAUUUGAAGGCAUGUAAAGAGUGUCUGUCUGGAUAUAUGGGUCAGAAUUGUUCACGACCAUGUCGUUACCCUGGAUUUGGGAAACAAUGUCAGGAAGAAUGCUCUUGUAGAGCGGAGAACUGCGACUUUCGAAAUGGCUGUUUUAAUAACUCUGUUGUUAAUGCAACCAAUUUGAAGAAGAAAAACUUGUCAUCUUACUUCAAAAUAAGUAUCAUGGGAUCAAUAUUCAUUAUAACGACAAUAGUAAUAGCGAUAGCAUUUGUUUUCUUUCUGUUUUUGAUUUUGACAAGAAUUCUAAUACUCCAUCUAAAGAACAAAAAUACUCUAAGUGAACCAAAUGCUGCAGCUACUGUCCUUGUGGAAAAAGAUUGGUACAAUAUGGACGUCCAAUGUUCUUCAGAUUUACCCGCACAGAUUCUAACAAAGGUAGAUGGACGACCUUUCAUAGAAGACAUGCAUACAACUGACAAUAAAAUUGGAAAUUGCGGAGAGAGAAAUUCGGAGAAAAAGACAACCGAUGUUCUGGGAAACGAUUUCGAUAAUACAGACACAAGGGAUGGAGAUAAUGUGUAUAUGUUUACAUUUGCAUCUUUUGGAAGUGAGAUGAUGGGGAAUUCAGUUCACGCAUAUUCUACACUUCAGAACAGCUAAAUUUGCCCUUUUAUUUCUUAAACAACUUUUAUCAACAGUCAUGUAGCUUACUAUUCUUCCAAAAGAAAAAGAAUUGUAUGUUCAAAUCAUUUCACUGAUAGAUAAAUAGACGAGAUUUUUUCACUGCAAAAUAU